Serinus canaria (Common canary) is the source of this 1161-nucleotide messenger RNA. RefSeq names its product visual system homeobox 2 (gene VSX2). The coding region runs from base 1 to 1161 and encodes 386 amino acids. Gene Ontology annotation, molecular function: DNA-binding transcription factor activity, RNA polymerase II-specific; sequence-specific double-stranded DNA binding. The record is from RefSeq and is a predicted model, not a curated record. The transcript is spliced from 5 exons. Gene Ontology annotation, biological process: regulation of transcription by RNA polymerase II. NCBI's taxonomy places the organism in Eukaryota, Metazoa, Chordata, Aves, Passeriformes, Fringillidae. Gene Ontology annotation, cellular component: nucleus.
AUGACGGGCAAAGCGGGCGCGGCGCUGGCCCCCAGCCUGCCCGGCAAGCCCAAGCCCGACGGCGCGGCCGCCGCCCCCGCCGCCCCGCCACUGCCCCCGCCGCCCCCCGCGGCUGGGGUCAAGUCCAACUCUGGGCCCACCCCUCCCCGCUGCACCGGCUUCGGCAUCCAGGAGAUCCUGGGCUUGAACAAGGAGCCGCCGUCGCACCCUCGGGCCGCCCUGGACUCUCUGCCCGCCGGGCACCUGCUGGCGGCCCGCUCCGUACUCAGUCCCGCCGGGGUGGGCGGCGUGGGCAUGGGGCUGCUGGGGGCCAGCGGCAUCCCCGGCUUUUACACCCAGCCCACCUUCCUAGAGGUGCUCUCCGACCCCCAGAGCGUCCACCUGCAGCCCCUGGCCCGGGCCCCCGGGCAGCUGGACAGCAGCCAGACGGCCAGCUCAGAUUCCGAGGAUGUCUCCUCCAGCGACCGAAAAAUGUCCAAAUCCUCCCUAAAUCAGAGCAAGAAACGAAAGAAGAGGCGGCACAGGACAAUCUUCACAUCCUAUCAACUGGAGGAGCUGGAAAAGGCCUUCAAUGAGGCCCACUAUCCUGACGUAUAUGCUAGAGAGAUGCUGGCCAUGAAAACAGAGUUGCCAGAAGACAGGAUACAGGUUUGGUUCCAGAACCGCCGGGCCAAAUGGCGGAAGAGGGAGAAGUGCUGGGGCAGGAGCAGUGUGAUGGCUGAGUACGGGCUCUACGGUGCCAUGGUGCGUCACUCCAUCCCGCUGCCCGAGUCCAUCCUCAAGUCUGCCAAGGAUGGCAUCAUGGAGUCCUGUGCCCCUUGGCUCCUGGGAAUGCACAAAAAGUCUCUGGAGGCAGCGGCUGAGGCGGGGAGGAAGACAGAGGUGGAGCGCCAGGCCCUGCCCAAGCUUGACAAAGGUGACAAGGAAGAAAGGGGUCCUGAUCCCAAAACCACCAUUUCCCAGGAGGAACUGAGAGAAAACAGCAUUGCUGCCCUCAGGGCAAAAGCUCAGGAGCACAGCACCAAAGUCCUGGGGACCAUUGCCGGGGACACCCCAGCCCCAGGCAGGAAGCCGGAGACAGGGGAGGAGGCGGCAGUGGCGGAGGAUGAGAGACAGACGGAGAAGUUGAACUCAUCGCAGAAGGAGGAGAAGUUGGUCUAG